Owenia fusiformis is the source of this 1313-nucleotide messenger RNA. Lineage: Eukaryota; Metazoa; Annelida; Polychaeta; Sabellida; Oweniidae. The record is from the annotation of a GenBank genome assembly.
AAAAAUAAUUAUCUACGAGUUUCAAGAAAAUUAGUUCAGUAUACACUGAAAUGACAACACGCUACUUCUGAAUCACCCUUUCGUUAAACAUUUUACCAAUCUUAGAACACCUAGAACUGAUGACACUAUGUCAUCGACUUGUCAUUGCUUACGAUACGCUAAUAGUUAUCCAAUAAUAGAAUUCCUUACAUAAAACACCAUGUGUAACGCGAGUAGGCGAUCAAACUGUAUUAAAGGUACGGGCAUUGACUAUUCAGUCUUACACCGUGAUAAGCGAACAUCCGUUGGAUUGUUGAUUUCAAGAGGGGUGGGCAGACAGCAAAACAUUAUAUAAUCACCUCUCUUGGAAGUCAACUUCCUUACUUAACUGGGACUACUGGAGGGCAGUUUUAGUUCGCCACGCUUGCAACUUACGGAGACACAUCGAGGAGUAUAAACUGGGACACGAUCUGAAGCUUAGUUUUGAAAAGCAAUUAUGAGCUACAGGAUCUCGGUCAUUGUCUCCUAUGACGAAUAAGCCUGGGUUCCAGCGCCACCUAUUUGCCAACUGACGAACAAGAGUCCGAUGUCGCCGAGUUCCAUAUUCCAAUAAGAGUGAAAUGUUUCUAUGAAUCGUACACCAACAAACAAACAAAUUAGAAGAAAUAAACGAUAUCAUUGAGUACCUGUAACAGUAGAAACUACUUGGGUUGUCGAUUGAGAGGAUAUGCUGAACAUGAGGAAAUACUUGAUUAACUUAUUAAGAUCACAAACACUACUGCUGCACAUACUAUUAUUGCUGACUUUAACGUGUCACAAAGUAAAUGGCGGAUUUGAUCAUACCUGCAAUUACGAGUCUCAGAGGGAAGGUCCAGUGUCUACUGGUAUGUGCGGCUCCAACCUAGGAUUCAUCAUCAACUUGUAUUGCAGUAACUUUGGUGGUAUUUAUGGGGGCACCGGCAACGGUAAACGAUCCAUUCAAACCAUACCUUUAGAUAACGACAUGAUCACAACGAGAUAUUUGAAUAACUUGGAGCCCAAACCUUCUUUCAGGAGUCACUUUAGUAUAAGCAAACGUACCGCCCAGACAUUUCUCACCAAGAGGUUUUCAAAGAAGGGAGUUGUCUGCGAGUGUUGCUAUCACCAAUGCAGACAGCGGGAACUGAGAAAGUUCUGCAAGAACUAAUUUUGAAAUAAGCGGGAACUUAAAGGCCCCGUCUCAUUAUUUGACAUCUUCGCUCACUCGGCUCCCGUCGGUCUGAACGCAGGGAAGACCGAGCGUGCGAGGAUGAUUACUUAAUUGAUAAUUUCAAAAAUAAAACGACUGUAUUUUA